This is a messenger RNA of Salvelinus namaycush (lake trout), 1394 nucleotides long. RefSeq names its product neurexin-1a-like. The coding region runs from base 498 to 1394 and encodes 298 amino acids. The transcript has 4 exons. Lineage: Eukaryota; Metazoa; Chordata; Actinopteri; Salmoniformes; Salmonidae. The record is from RefSeq and is a predicted model, not a curated record.
GAUGGUUAUUGACGCCGUUUCAACAGCAGUAGAACCGACUGGUGCGCUCUAGCUGCCUGGCACCGAAAAUAAGAAACAUUCAAAAAUCAAGAAAAAUAAAAGGCCUGAUGGAAAUUGGAUUCUGAAUCACCAUUGCCUGUUUUUGGAAGAAAAUCUGGAUUAUAGAAAAAAACUAAUAGAGAGACAGAAGAUAUUGACAGAAUAAAUAAAAAUAUAUAGGACUGAGAAAUUGGGAUUUAGGCGUUACAGAAAGUGGUCCUAUAUUAAAAUAUGGUAUUUUCUUCGGGAGACUAGUGUAGCUUGCUGGUAGGCUAUGACAACAAAAUAAUUAAUUUAGGUUUACAAUGUGUCAGUUCACAUACACAAUUCUUAGUGGUAAGUCAGCGUAUUACAUCACAUUUACCCCUAACUUCAUCUAGCUUGAUAAAAGACAAUUCCGUCUGAAAUCUGACUCAGCGGUAUUGUAGCCUAGACCUAAAGAACAAUUCGGUCACAUCAUGGUUCUUGCAAUGCGGCAUGGCGCCCAUCUAAUAUGGGUAGGCCUUCUCUUGUGCUGUAUGGUCGACAUGGGGGCUACUAUGGAGUUUACAGGCGCAGAGGGCCAGUGGGCCAGGUUUCCAAUGUGGAAUGCAUGUUGUGAGAGUGAAAUGAGCUUCAACAUGAAAACUAAGAGUUCCCACGGGCUGUUAGUGUACUUCGAUGACGAGGGAUUCUGCGACUUUUUAGAACUCCUAAUACACAACGGUAAACUCAGUCUUCGAUUCUCCAUCUUCUGCGCUGAGCCUGCAACGGUUCUAACCAACACAGCGGUCAAUGACAGCCAGUGGCAUGCUGUGACAAUAUGGAGAAACUUUAAAAACACAACGCUAAUGGUGGACAAUGAAGUGAAGUGGGUCGAAGUGAAGUCGAAAAGAAGGGAUAUGACUGUCUUCAGCCACUUGUUUCUUGGGGGAAUACCACCGGAAUUACGAUCUGUGGCUUUAAGGUUAACAUCAGCUGUGGUCAAGGACCAUGUACCUUUUACCGGAUGGAUAACGGACAUAAAGGUCAACAAUACGGAAUCGGCGCUUUUAAACAGCGCGGGGGUCAUUAACGACCUCUGUGGUGCAGCAGCCAACAUGUGUUUAAAUGGAGGGGUCUGCAAUGUCAUUAACGAUGAACCCACGUGCGACUGCUCGCAGACCGACUACCAGGGCAAAGACUGCAGCGAAGGUCUGGCGCACUUGAUGAUGGGCGACCAAGUGUCUGACCAACCAGAGUGUCGUGGGCAGCGGGCAAUGGGCUGGGCACCCCAUGGGCUGGGCAGCAUCUUAUCCUGGCUGGCUGUGCUGCUGUGCCGCUCUCCUCAGAGGGGCGAAGGGAAGGAGAAGGUUGGCUUCGAAGGUCCCUACUGA